This is a messenger RNA of Pelecanus crispus (Dalmatian pelican), 714 nucleotides long. Lineage: Eukaryota; Metazoa; Chordata; Aves; Pelecaniformes; Pelecanidae. The record is from RefSeq and is a predicted model, not a curated record.
UCAGAUACAGUAUCUAAAGGCAUUUGUGCCUGAAGCCACGGAAGAUAGAUGGACAAGCCAAGCAACUUCUGACUCUGCAUCAUUUUCUGGGGCAAAAUUAUAUGGCAAUGUAUCCUACAAGGGUGUCCGGUGAGGAAUGCAAUGGGAUCAAUAGCAUGUCGGCGGAGAGCGGCCCUGGAACGAGACUGAGAAAUUUGCCGGUAAUGGGGGAUGGACUAGAAACCACCCAAAUGUCUACGACGCAGUCACAGGCUCAACCCCAACAAGGCAGUGCUGUAGGCGUUAAUCCCCCUCCGCCAGAGACUUCCAACCCCAACAAACCCAAGCGACAGACCAACCAGCUGCAGUAUCUGCUCAAGGUGGUGCUGAAGACGCUAUGGAAGCACCAGUUUGCGUGGCCUUUCCAGCAGCCCGUGGAUGCCGUCAAGCUGAACCUCCCUGAUUAUUAUAAGAUAAUUAAAACUCCGAUGGAUAUGGGAACAAUAAAGAAACGCUUGGAGAAUAACUACUACUGGAACGCUCAAGAAUGUAUCCAGGAUUUUAACACGAUGUUUACAAACUGCUACAUCUACAAUAAGCCAGGGGAUGACAUAGUCUUAAUGGCAGAAGCUCUAGAAAAGCUUUUCCUGCAGAAAAUCUCCGAGAUGACCCAGGAGGAAACGGAAAUCGUGAUAGCCCAGACGAAAGGAAGAGGACGCGCGAGGAAGGAAGCAG